AUGAGUCGACUUGUGGAUUCAGAAGAGGCCCAGGAAUACUCCUAUCAAGCUGAAAAGUAUCGCGAAGCUGCUCUCGACAAUUUCCAAACCACAGUUCGCGACAUCGACGAGUCAAACUACAAAGCAGUGCUACUAUUUGCCGGCACUCUCUUCCCUCAUGCUUGUGCCGCUUCAAUAUCGGCUGGCGAUGACUUGGAGCACGCAUUCAGCAAUAUCGUUUCCAACAUUGUCUUGACACGGGGAAUGAGACCCAUGGUAACGCGGUUUUACGAAAUGAUGAAGAAGAGCGAUUUGGGUCGCAUAAUCCCAGAAGAUGUCAAGGAUAUUGAUUGGCAAACAGAGGAACAGCCGCCCAGCACUGAGCUUGUUCGGCUCCGCAAAUUCUCCGAGAUCGUCCACCACGUGUAUCCACCCGAUAUCGUGGAUGCAUAUGGAUUUGCCUGUCAUGUUCUUGAAUUAGUAUUUCAAGUAGCGGCAAACUCUCCCAGGCCGCCUUCCGAUGCAUUGCUGAAGAUAUGGAUCCAUCUCAUCUCUGAUCGCUAUGUUGAGCUUCUAUCGGAGAAGCAACCGGGAUCUCUGAUCAUCUUUGCACACUUUGCAGUUAUGAUGCAUAGAGCAGCAAAGCAUUACUGGUAUCUAGAAGGGGUAGCUGAGCAGAUUCUUCGAUUUGCAGACCACAUGGUUCCGGGCGAGUGGAAAUCUUGGUUGGAGUGGCCUAGGGAACAGAUACGGGGUACUUCUAUCCCUCCGACGCCAUACUCGGAACAAGUAACUUGA
Molecule: messenger RNA, 777 nt
Organism: Pyrenophora tritici-repentis Pt-1C-BFP
Lineage: Eukaryota; Fungi; Ascomycota; Dothideomycetes; Pleosporales; Pleosporaceae
Product: Fungal-trans-2 domain containing protein
Biological process (GO): regulation of transcription by RNA polymerase II
Molecular function (GO): DNA-binding transcription activator activity, RNA polymerase II-specific
Source: RefSeq, a predicted model, not a curated record